GACAAGGCCGUCUAGCCAACAGGAUGGCAGUUAUCCUUUCGUCGCGGUGCCGUUCGUCUCGUUCCCGCCUGGAGUACGCGCGACAUCAAAACACCGACGCCGAACAAUAUAUUCCGUACUAACAUGCUAUUAUACUCGUAAGAAAAUAUAAGCUCCUUGUGUGUGAAAAAUAUCUUUCGUCGCACGUACCAUUUUUUAUGUAAAAAGCCAUGUUUCUGUGUACAAUGUGAAAAGUUUUAAACUUGGAAGUUUCUGUACGCUGUUCGUAUUGAAGUUUGCAAUAGUGGAUAUUGCACUUUCAAAAUGGUCCUCUUACUCUACUGCAUUUUCUGUCUCCCUCUAUUUAGUACUACAGGUGCGGAGGACAGUGGUGGUUCACGAAAAUUUCGUGAUUUCUUGCAAGAAUGGCCAACACCAGGGACCGGACCGUACUUUGACACAUCCAUAAAUUCUAAUAUUACGGGAUUGGUUGGAAAAACGGUUGUUAUUCACUGCAGGGUCAAGAACUUGGGAAACCGUACGGUAUCCUGGGUGAGGCACAGAGACAUACACUUAUUAACGGUUGGUAGAUAUACGUAUACUUCAGAUCAAAGAUUUGAAGCGAUUCAUACCCCACAUACAGAAGAAUGGUCACUAAGGAUACGUUAUCCUCAGAAAAAGGAUUCUGGAAUAUAUGAAUGUCAAAUCAGUACGACUCCUCCUGUGGGGCAUCCAGUAUAUUUAACAAUUGUCGAGCCGAUCACGGAGAUACUUGGCAGCCCUGAAUUAUUCAUCAACAUGGGAUCGACCAUCAACCUGACCUGCCUGGUGCGGUAUGCGCCCGAACCUCCGCCCGCCAUGAUCUGGUCGCACAACCAAUUAGUCAUUAAUUUCGACUCGCCACGCGGCGGCAUCAGUCUCGUCACCGAAAAGGGGCCGACGACAACCAGCCGCCUCCUUAUUCAGAAAGCUGCCCCGACUGAUUCGGGGAUAUACACUUGCGCGCCCUCCAACGCCAACUCCGCUACGAUACGGGUGCACAUCUUAAAUGGUGAACAUCCAGCCGCAAUGCACCAUGGCCACGGGCAUCUAACAAGAUUGUCCCAUGUUACUUUACUGAUCAGUCUAGUUUUCGUAUUAAUAUUGAGACCUCCCACGUAACAUUAAAAUCUGCCAGGUGGUACAGCACCUUCAGACACUUUGUGAUCAACUAAUUUAUUUUCUGUUAAACAGCAUAUAAAUUUAUCGACCAUGGACAAUUUAAUAUCUUGUCUGACAGACAUCUGGUAAACUGUGUGUCAGUUUUAUUGAUGAACUACAUUAGUGCACGUAAUUACUUUUAUAUGUGCGUUUGUGGCUGCAUGGAUAUUGUCAAUUAGGAUAAUUAUAUCUCUGAUUACCGAGGAUAAUAGUGACUUCAAUUUAUCCCAUUUCAAUUAUAUUAAAUGGCCAAUCUGAAAUAUAAUUAUUGAUCGCAAUUAGCAAGGGAAGAGUUUUAAUAUGUUGCGGGCAGAGGGUCAUUAUUGAUCCGUUGAUCAUAUCAAUCACAGCUCUUUUAAUUGGAUUGUUACUCUUAAACGUUUAUUUAAUUGGAAAUCUACUGAAUAAAUAAAACCCCAUUAAAGUACUUAUAUAAUGUAUAAGUAGUUUAUAUUAAAUUUUUAUCAGAAGUUUAGUAUGUAAAAGCAACAUGACGUAUGUCACAUUUACACUAAAAUGAAUCAGUCGAUUUAAAAUACUCAAUAAAGAUCAAAUAAUUUUAGUUAUAAUUAUAAAUUAUUAUAUAAUCAAAAAAGUCUGUAUGUAAUUAUAAGUUAAUGGAGAGCUAAUCUGUUAAUUAUUUCAUAAAAAGUUGUGGUAAAUGUUUAAGCAAUAUAAUAUAUAGCAAUUUUAAACUAUAUAUACGACUCUGCCUAAAUGUAGGUCUAAAAAUAUAAUCGAAUUAAUAUACCUAAUGAACACCGUUUAUUCUAAAAUCUAUUCUAGAUCUAGAAAAAUAUAUAGUGUCCUACGGGAAACUUUUUUUAAUGAAGGGCAAACCAGAAUUAUUUCCUUGAUUGAUCCACAAUUUUCUCCCAUACUCCAGUCGAGACCAAACGUCUCGAUUGUUCAGUCGGGUUACUCCGCUGUGAAUUUAGAUCGACUUGAAUCAUCCGAUUGUUUAAAUAUGUCGGAUACGUUGAACUAAAUUAUACAGAAGUGGGUUUCAUGCCACCUAAGGAUAUGCAAAACUAGAGAUACGUCACGUUGUUUUUCCAGUGGGGAAUAAUGUUUUUCAGUGCAGUUGCAGUAUCUUGUAACUGAUGUAUUUCGAAUGUGAGAUAAUCUAAUUAGAUAAUCAUUUUAAGACAAUAUAAAUAUAAUUUACACGUAUCAAUGUCCAUGCAAUUACCCAAAACAUUACCGCAUAACUCUGUAUUGUAUAUCACAAAUGUGUGUACAUAUCAAAUAAUUAAGCAACGAUUUUGUCUUGUAUAUAUUGUGAAAAAAUAUUCUAAUUAAUAUUAAGAUCGUUUAAAUAUUUUGUAUAUAAUUAUAGUUGUCCAAUAGUACGUUAAUCAAUUAACAAUUAUAAGCAAAAAAAUUUAUAAAUUUUCUGAUGGUUUAUAUAUUUAGUGUACAGAAUAAUUUAUUG
Molecule: messenger RNA, 2614 nt
Organism: Aethina tumida (small hive beetle)
Lineage: Eukaryota; Metazoa; Arthropoda; Insecta; Coleoptera; Nitidulidae
Gene: dpr8
Product: zwei Ig domain protein zig-8
Exons: 5
Coding region: 304-1140 (278 amino acids)
Biological process (GO): synapse organization
Cellular component (GO): neuron projection membrane
Source: RefSeq, a predicted model, not a curated record